This is a messenger RNA of Linum trigynum, 788 nucleotides long. NCBI's taxonomy places the organism in Eukaryota, Viridiplantae, Streptophyta, Magnoliopsida, Malpighiales, Linaceae. The record is from the annotation of a GenBank genome assembly.
CAACCCGCUAGAUUCUGCAACUGCCCAUAAAAUUUGUCAACUUAGGGUUUAGGGUUGCCCAAAAAUUGGAACUCUGUUAUCAUGGAGGGAUGGGAUCCGAAUACGAAAUCGACUCUAACACAGAUCCCGUUGCUAGCAACGAAAGCGGGACCAAGAGAUGGAGCGGCAUGGACGCAGAGGCUAAAGGAGGAAUACAAGGCUCUGAUCACCUAUACCCAGAUGAACAAGUCCAAAGACAACGAUUGGUUUCGCAUCUCCGCCGCCAAUCCCGAGGGCACGCGGUGGACUGGCAAGUGCUGGUAUGUUCACAACCUUCUCAAGUACGAAUUUGAUCUUCAGUUCGAUAUCCCGGUUACGUAUCCCUCCACUGCCCCCGAGCUCGAGCUUCCGCAGCUUGAUGGCAAGACCCAGAAGAUGUAUCGAGGAGGGAAGAUUUGUCUGACCAUUCAUUUUAAGCCACUAUGGGCAAAGAAUAGUCCCCGGUUUGGGAUCGCACAUGCACUGUGCUUGGGACUUGCUCCAUGGCUGGCAGCUGAAGUUCCCAUUCUGGUGGAUUCUGGGAUGAUCAAGCACAAAGAUGACGCAACGUCAUCAAGUGAGUCUUAAUUUAGCACAGUUGGCAAUGCUGCUGUAAAAGGAAUGUCAUCAGACAUCGUCUGUCUUAACUACAGAAAUAAAGAUUGAGAGGAUGUUCUCAAUUUGUUCCGAACAUCAAGUGUACAAUUCUGUGGAGCUCACAAAUGUAUACAGUUUGAACGUGGAAAUGCAGAUAAAAUCAUAGGAACUUG